AGGAAGAACCACCCCAUGUACCCGAUGCUCGUGCUGCUGGGCCUCGCUGCCCUCCUGGGUGCCUCCCAGGGCCGCACGGAUUGCUACGGCAGCGUGAACGGAAUUCAAACCUCCGGGGCUUCGUGUGCGACUGCCAAGCCAGAGGGUUUGUCUUACUGCGGAGUUAGUGCAUCACAAAAGAUCGCUGAAGUGGACCUAAGAGCUAUGGAUCGGUACAAAACCAUCAUUAAGAGAGUCGGUGAAAAGCUGUGCGUUGAACCAGCCCUGAUCGCUGCCAUCAUCUCCCGGGAAUCUCAUGCUGGCAAAGUGCUCCAGAACGGCUGGGGUGACAAUGGAAACGGAUUCGGUUUAAUGCAGGUUGACAAAAACUACCAUAAGCUCCAAGGAACCUGGAACAGUGAAGCUCACAUUACCCAGGGUACAAAUAUACUUAUCUCAAUGAUAAAGGCCAUACAGAAGAAAUUCCCAAGCUGGACAAAGUAUCAACAGCUGAAAGGUGGGAUUUCUGCCUACAACGCUGGGGCAGGCAACGUCCAAACCUAUGAAGGAAUGGACAAAGGCACCACCCACAAUGACUAUGCCAACGACGUGGCUGCUCGAGCUCAGUAUUACAAGAAACAUGGAUACUAGGCUUGGUGAUCUCGGCUGAGUAACUUCCUUACCAUCGCUUGCGUGGCACCCCUGAGGGAGCCAAAACACAGAUCAGCUGUACCCGGCAAAGCUAUAGAGGUGCAAAUGUAGAGGAGUUAUUGAAUGAGAAUGUGCAAGUAAAGCCCUCAGUUUUGGAAUCAAUAUGCAGUAAGACACCAGUCAUUUAGUUUCUUUGCAAGCAAUAUGAUUUUGAUUUCACAAAGGGAAUGUUACCAAAGUCUUUUUUUCCCUGCUAUGUAUACAUUUCUCUGAGUUGUGAAGCCUGUGCUGUUUUGCUACUGGUGAUUUGCUGCCUUCCAGGUCUUAAUACAAAUUUCUGGCAAAAUCUGUCAUUCUUCUAAGAAAUAAAAAGGCAAAAUACUUCCUUGCAU
Messenger RNA from Pogoniulus pusillus (Red-fronted tinkerbird), 1022 nucleotides. RefSeq names its product lysozyme g-like. The transcript is spliced from 5 exons. Gene Ontology annotation, molecular function: lysozyme activity. The coding region runs from base 16 to 630 and encodes 204 amino acids. The record is from RefSeq and is a predicted model, not a curated record. Lineage: Eukaryota; Metazoa; Chordata; Aves; Piciformes; Lybiidae. Gene Ontology annotation, cellular component: extracellular region. Gene Ontology annotation, biological process: defense response to Gram-positive bacterium; peptidoglycan catabolic process.